AUGUACGUGGGUGUGUGUAAUAAUGUGUACAUCUCCCGCCAAUGCGACACGUCAAGAUGCGAUCCCCGCUUUGAGAAGUUUCUGGAGGAGGUGACCCGCUACACACCUCGCUACAUGUCGGAGAUGGAGUCUAUCUUUAACCAAUCACAGAAGGAGGGGAGGAAGAGGAUCAGCAACGGACGUCACCAAAAAUGAGUGGUAGGCUACACCUGCAGUCAGACUGUUACUAUGAGGGUGUGCGUGGAUGUGGGUGGUCUUUCUCUAUCUCAUCUCUCACUGAUCAUUUCUGUCAUGCCCUGAUCUCUCACCCCCCCGCCCUCUCUCUCCCUCCCCUUUCUAUUUUUCUCUCUCCCCCUUUUCCCCCUCUCUCCAUCUCUCUCCAAGUGUGAAGGCUGUGUUUAAUGAGCUCCUCAACUCUCAUGGCCAUCAAUGAGCAGGACAAACUGAGCUGGUGGAAGAAUACCCACAGACCGGGCAUUCCCACUGACUGGCCUCAGUUACAGGUGCAACACACACACACACAGCGGGCUAAUGGAAGUUAAUGGGGCCUAAUGAAGUGUACUGCAAUAUGGGAUAAUGUAGACUUCAGCCCCUUUGUUACUGUCAGAGUUUGUCUAAUGUAGUGAACAGUGUUACAAGCUAAUAUUGCAGACUGUAUAACAGUAGUGUAUGGUCAAACAAUCAAUUCCUAAUUACUGAUUGGUUUGUUAAUUGUUUGUAGAUAGUUAGUGUUAUGUCUCCUUUCUCUCUCUCUCUCUCUCUCUCUCUGUGUGUGUGUGUGUGUGUGUGUUUGUGUGUGUGUGUGUGUGUGUGUGUGUGUGUGUGUGUGUGUGUGUGUGUGUGUGUGUGUGUGUGUGUGUGUGUGUGUGUGUGUGUGGAUGCAUUCACAGACACAGCGAUCAGCUUGUUGGGAGUGAACUGGGAGGACAGUGCUGUAGCAGUGGGACAGAGGAGACGGCAACAGGGAGAGCUUCGUCCUGAACCCUAUAAUACGAAUCAGGUUUGAGAAGUUAGUAAGGUAACUUAGGUCAACUCUGAGUUCAACUCGGGAUAACCGGUACCAUGAAAGUGUGCUCACCUUUUAGCCAGGUACAUUUCUAUGGCAACAAAUCCUUCAGCACUAACCUGCUCCGGGACAGGCUAACUCAGGGCAAACUCAAUUUAUCCUGGAUUAAGUGUCUGAGCCAUGAAAACCAAUGAAAUCAUAUUGCAAAGAUUGUCAUCAUCCCUUUCAUUUGAGGAAGGCAACUGAUUAAAUAUUUUAUUAAUCAAAUGUUUUUUGUGUGUAAAAAAAGUUAAAAUACCUAUCACAUUACACAUUUAGUAAGGACAGCAUUUGCUUUCCAAACUACAGGCAGCCAUUACUAGUGUAUUCAUGAGUCCGGUCUGGCCCCGCUGGCUGGAGCUGGACCGGACAUCGUUGAAGCGGACCGCUUAGGCUCCGGUGUGGAGCAGCUGACUGGUACCUUACCAGGCACCAGUGACCCAGGCACGGGUUGUGCGGGACUGACGACGCGCACCCCUGGCUUGGUGCGUGGAGUAGGAACGGGCCGGACCGGGCUGACGAUGCACACCCCUGGCUUGGUGCGUGGAGUAGGAACGGGCCGGACCGGGCUGACGAUGCGUACCCCUGCCUUGGUGCGUGGAGUAGGAACGGGCCGGACCGGGCUGACGAUGCGCACCCCUGGCUUGGUGCGUGGAGUAGGAACGGGCCAGACCGGGCUGACGAUGCACACCCCUGGCUUGGUGCGUGGAGUAGGAACAGGCCGGACUGGGCUGACGAAACGCACCACUGACUUGGUGCGGGGAGCAGGAAUGGGCCGGACCGGGCUGACGACGCGCACCACUGACUUGGUGCGGGGAGCAGGAACGGGCCGUGCCGGGCUGACGAAGCGCACCACUGACUUGGUGCGAGUGGCAGGAACAGGCCGGACCGUACUGGGAACACACACCACUGGCCCUACGUGGGGAUCAGGAACAGGCCGGACCGGACUGGCAACACACGCCAGUACCUCUCGCCGUGCCUCUACAUCCUCCUUCCCCCUGGUGACCAGUGACUCCCGUAACCUGGCGGCCUCCUGCUGCCCCGUCGUCCACGGCGUUAGGCCCCCCCUAAAAAAUGUAUGGGCUUCACUCCUACCCGUGGCCAAGGCCUCCAUCCCUCUUGCCAGACUCGCACUCAUCUCCUCCCAGGUCCAUCCUCUCUCCUCGUCACGCUGCUUGAUCCAGUCGAGGUGGGAUCUUCUGUCACGAUCGUCUACCAAAGAUGAGGAGGCAAACAUACUCUUUAAUUAGAGACACGAUCAAAACCACAAACGAUGCGUGACAGUUCACGGUCGAACAUAAACAGACUUGAAACAAGAUCCCACAACAUUUGUGGGAAAAUAGCCUCUAUAAAUAUGGCUCCCAAUCAGAGACAACCCGCCACAGCUGACACUCGUUGCCUCUGAUUGAGAACCACUCUGGCCAACACAGACAUACACAGACAUGAGUCCCAGAGCCAGGGUGUGACAAGAUCCCCAUACAUUCUACAGACACUACUGAUUAAUUCCGACAAUACUUUUACUGCGGCACCCAGAAUAUUUUUUGUCUAUAGGCCAAUAUGUGAUUCACAUUGGGGGCAUUUAUAUGACCUUGGAACAUGUUUUAAAACCCACAUUUAAUGCAAAUGUCACUUAAAUACGAACAAAUAUGAAUCAUUGUUAAUGUUUAGACAAUUAUUUUUCAUGUAUCAUUAAUAAAUACAGAUUUUUUACACUUUAAUACUUUAUUUGACACUUUGACACUUUAUACUAUUAUGUGGGGGUCUUAUAGUUAGGAAAUCUCUGAAAUUCCGUGUAGCGGAAGUACUUUUUUUAGUGUUGGUGAUGAGACGCUGAUCAUGUGACGAGUUCGCAAAUCAAAUGCCCAAUUGUGGUUCCACUGGACAGCGAAAAACAAGUAAGUUAACGUUACUUAUUGUAAUUAAAAUUCGUUUGUAGUAGUUCAUUGAUGAGUUAGAUUACAUAUUGUAGUCAUUGUUUCAAAUAAUUUUGGUGACUUCACAGCAAUUGCUAGCUAGCUAAAAUCUAGCUAGCUAGCAGGCUCAGCUAAAUAAAAAUCCCCUUAGAUACAUCAACGUCUCAUAGUCAUGUCAUGAGAUUUGUAAAUGAAAGAGGAAUAUAAUAAUAUGAAUCAAAUUGAGUUUCCCAUCUCCCCAUUUAGUUUCUGGCGCAGCACAGAAAUGCCCUUAUCCAGAUGGUGUGACAAAGGUAUUUCCUAACAGACUUCCUAACUUUCUUUGUUGCUACUUUUAAGGUUGGAACCAACAUGCAGUACCUUUAGCAGGCAGAGAGGCAAGAACCAUUUGUCUGCCAGCUCAGGGAAAAGCAACACUAUUCACAGUCCUGUGUAAUGUUCAAUGUAAUUGCAUUUCUGGAAGUUUGAAACUUAAAGUAUUUGUAUUGUUUUAACACAUGGGUGUGAUCGUUCUACAGUGGUUCCUGCAGCGUAUGCUCAAACCGGUAUGAUUAGAACGCUUAUUGAUAACGUCCAGUUAUGACUGACGGAACAGUCAGUGUUUGAGCUGGCCACACUGUUUUUUUCACAGAAACAUUUUGCACAAACACAGUCCUUACAACGUUAUGUCCUGAAUGUGGCCAGUUUAUUUUUUGAAGCAAUUUUCAGACAUUCAUAGAAGUAGGGACAGCAUAACACAAUCAUCCAAACUGGAAAAUAUAGGCUACAUUAGUCACAGCGCAAACUGAGCAAAGAUUGACGAAACACAAAUGGUCAUAUUUAGCUAACUCUCGGCUGACAGAAAACAUCAUACUAAUUAGCUAAUAGAAAUCCCAAUUUACAAUUUAUCACAUCACGGGUGAGCUCACCAUUGAUCAAAAUAAUUUAGUAACACACUUUCUAGAAAUCAAAAGUAAUCCGAUGAUGUGUAGUUUGUGCACGACGCCAUGUUUUUUUUUCUUCCAUGUCAACCAGAGAUGAGAAGAGACCAGAUGAGUUUGCAGUCACUUCCGGAAGUUUACUCGAAAGAUGAGUGAACCAUCCGUUCACCUCAUUUUGUUAUAACAUCUUUGGUCCGACAGAUGUUUACGUGACACCCAGAAUGCAUUGCAUGAUGUCAACAAAAAUGGCGCCACACAUAACUGGCAAAUAGCUUAGCAUUAGCUCAUCAUAACCAGUACAACCUACAAAAAAGUAUUUUACACACAUCAUAUCCAUUACAAUCCAUGCAAGAAUAGGAAUGCAUGAUUUGUCACCAGUACUUGAAAACAUGUUUAUAAAACAGUAAAUACAUUAUGCUCCAUACAUACAUACGGUAUGCUACAGUAGAAACGACAACACGAUAUACAGAAAAUAAGGCACUUACUUUGAAAUGAACGCACACAUGUCCAAAGUUAUUAUUUGUAAGGAAAACAACAAGGAAGGCAAUGCGGGCGCCAGCCGGAAAAUGUGCCAGUGGGAAAGAAUUGUGCAAGGCCUGUUCUGAUUGGAGAUGCGCAAAAAAAAACACUGGGGAAGUGCUUGGGCUCUCCUCGAAGAGAGAAGUUUGUCUGGCUCAGUAAAGCCUUAAACAUAAAUUGCCUGCAACAGUGAAAUGGGCUACUUCUUAUGUGAAUUAAUGAGGAGGCGGAACACACCUCAAUUCAAACUGUUGUUAGAAAAUAAAACUUGUUAGAAAAUAAUUUGAAAUUGAAAAGUUGAAAAAUAGCCUAUAGAUAAUUAGCAGGCAGCGUGCCUUGGUUUGAGGGCAGCGCAGGAUAACUGUCCUGUUGCGUAACAAUCACAUUUUGGAACAGUGCAUUCUGACAUCACGUGCAUAAAAAUAACUCUCGCUGGGGCGACCGUUCGAGAUCUUUGGAACUCAAGCGUGAAAAGGUUUGGAGUAGUCCAACCUGAGACCACCGUAUUCCUCUUCUGUUCCCAUGCUGGAGACCAGGGCUCGAUUACAACCUGUUACAAUGGUGCCAACUUUUUGUGGCUGAUCUUUGAGCGGGGGAGUGGGUGAAAUUGUCAAAGACCUGAUGGGCCCAACACCGCACGGUAUGGCUCGUUUUUGUUGUGUGCGUGUUUGUGUACUGAGGAACAUGUAACUUGGUUCCAGAAGAAAGACACUUUCAAUUUCUUUAGGUUGAGGGCUUUCAUCAAGGUAAGUGUUUCUUGGUGUAGCGUCGUCCCCAGGCUAUUGCACACACAGCACAUAUAAUACUGGGAUAUCAACCAUUCAAAUUUGGAUUUAGUGGGAGUUACCAUAGAAUUCUAUAGGAGUGACCUUAUUGAGUAAAGUAUUUGUCAUCGUCACUAGUUAACACAGUAAGAAAGUCAUAAUUAUGGCUAAACUCUGCCCAUUUCCACAAUUUACCUACUUAAAAUUAGAUUUUAAACCUAACCCUAACUAAUGAAAGCCAAGAUUGAUGCGUUACACACAUUUGGACGGAAGUGUCAGGGAACGAGAUUAGGUGUAACGCGACUAACAUGAAUUCACUUUAGAGCAUAUUCCAAUCCUUCGACCCAACAUGUCACCCUUUAUAAAGCACAUGUUUAUAUCAUAUUCGACAUAUUGGGUUAUGUCACAUUUGACAUUUGUGAUUAUGUUGCACAGUUAUGCCACGUUUAUGAACCCUUUAAAAAGGAUGACAUACAUUUAUAGAUGCUUUGUAACACAUUUGUAGUGCUUAUGAAGGCAUUAUGAAGGCUUUAUGAAGCCUUUAUAAGCUGAACAUCAUUUAAAACGGGACCGCUUCAUUUUUAAGAAGUUUCAGUGUUGCUACAGUUUGCAAACAAAGUAAUUGUGACACCAUUUUUCAGCCGAUCAUGUGUGACACCAAUCAGGCCCCAGAGGGCUGGAGUACCACGAUGAGGAUGACCAGAUUGAGAUGGAAUCAACAGAGUCAACGCAAGAUCCAGCUUGA
Molecule: messenger RNA, 5906 nt
Organism: Coregonus sp. 'balchen'
Lineage: Eukaryota; Metazoa; Chordata; Actinopteri; Salmoniformes; Salmonidae
Source: the annotation of a GenBank genome assembly